AUGGCCGAACAGUUUUCCGCAUCGGCGGCCUUCACAAACAACACGGCCGAUGGCUGGGGAGACGAUUGGGGCGAUUGGAACGAAAAUACAGCGGCCCCGCCGAUCACAGCUGAUCAUCCGGUGCAGCCAAAACCGUUACCCAUGGCCAACAGUGUGGCAUCAAACCAAUACUUUCAUCAGCAACAACCUCAGCAGAAUCAUCUAGGAAAUCAGUAUCGGGACGGCGGCGGCACCGGUUUUGACCAUCACAAUCAGAACUAUCUACCCAACUAUAAUGUCCCGUCGCCCGGGUACAGUGUCGCCGGAAGUACUGGAUAUCAGCACCAGGCAGCAGCACCAUCGCCGCAACAACCUGCCUAUGGCGGCGCAGUUAACAACAAUUUUUACAAUGCACCACCAACACACACGCCACAGCAUCUGCAAGCCCCGAACCAACAACGACCCCCUUCGCACCCGGCAGCUUCGACGACGCCACAGCUCGUACCCACCUUUAGUCAAACUAUUUCCGAUAGCUUCGAUACAUCCGCAGCCAAUAGCUGGAACUGGGCUGGGGCGGACACUUCAAACCGUGCCACUCCUUCAACCGUGCCCCCGCCGGUUACUCAGGUGCAGCGUUUGAAGGCGGAAACCCUUUCGCCACAAUGGUCGAUCGAAAGUCAGGUAUCGUCCAGCGAUCGGUCAAUGGAGGGUGAACAUCGCGAUCAUACCCAAAGCGCCACACUAAGGUCCGCUUCAGCAAACCUUGCCGUGGAAGAACCGUCGAUUCCGCAAUCCUUGGCGAUGGAAAACCUGGAGAAUCCAAGAAGUAGUCAGGCUCAGCGACCAGGAAGUGGGAAUUCCGCGUACUCAAACAUCCAACCAACGCCACCACGCGCUUCAUCAGUAGCUCCAACACCAUCCGUACCCGAUCGGUUGGAUGAGGUGCUGCAAGCUUUGAGCUUGAAACAGGAAACAAACGACCCGAACGCAAACUUCGAAUCUGGCUUCCGGGAGCAAGCUUUCCCACCGCCACCUCCCUCGAUCGCUGGCAACAGCAACGGGGGCAGCAAUGGAGGAUCGCUGCAUAACGUCUCGAAAGCGACGACACCUCCGUUACCUCCGCCACCGGUGGAAUCGCAACCCACGGGAGUUGCAGCGCCACCACCGAAACCGACGGCAGUGCGUGUGGCUCCACCAAAAGUGAAUCAAGGACCGACGGCUGGCGCAGGGAAUCCUUUCAAGCGUGCCGGACCACGAUCGCACAUUGCAACCCCCGGCCUUGGAGGUUCCGGGCUCCCUUCCGCUGUGCCGCCGAAUGCCUUCUUCCCACAGCAACACCAACCGGCACCGGUGCUACAACCGGCGCUGCACGGCGACCACGCCGUCGAUUCGUCGGUGCCGGAAAAUCAGGAAAUUCUCUUCGAGCCGCGCACUUCACCGAAACGCGAAGAGCCCGAGCUGCUGGAAGUGGUGCAACCCAGCAACGAUCGCAAUCAGUACCUCCAGACGGGUCACCUCUCGGAAGAUGGUUAUAAUGGGAUGGCGGCGGAGACCGUUGCAGACGGUGCACCCGAUACAAACGACGGAAGGCUACCUCCACCGGGACUGUCGCGUUACGUACCGGGACAACACCAGCAGCCAACGGCCGCGGCCAGCUUUCCGGAACCACCGCCCGGGUUGGAUCGUAUGAUUCCUGGCACCGAUCUACCGGCGAACGAUUCGGGCUUUUCGCUCGAGCGGCAAGCGGAUGGCGGCGAGGAAGUAACGGAUCAAGCCGGACCCGUUGGAUCGGCAGGUUCGGGUUCUUCCCAUCUUCUCCAUCACCAUCACCAUCAUCAUCACAAUGCCGGCGGCGGCGGCAAUCGGGAGCGGGUUGAUAUGAGCGAUCGCAAUCUGUACCGGGUGCCGGGGGAAGACGAUCAUCAUCAGCAGCAGCGCGUAGUGCCGGGACUCGAGAAUGAACGUACCACCGCGGUAGGUGGUGGCAGUAGCAGCGGACCCUUGCCACCGGUGGUACCGCAGGCACCGCCAAUGCAAGUUCCUUCGACCGCGCCGGUACCUACCGUGCCACGGGAGGAACAGCGUGAGCUGGUGAUGGAGGGUGCCAAUCCUGACGAUCGUCGCGAAGAACCCCUGGAAGGUGGUAAUGGUGGUAGUGGGAGUGAGGAUGUUGGUAGUGGACCGACCGGUUCGGUCACGGUGGAACCGGAUUCUAACCGAAGCGAACCCCAUGAAGCGUCCCGUCACGUCGAACCAUCGAACACUUCUACGGGCGAAGAAAGUGACAAAGCGAUCGGUGGUGGUGGUGGCGGCGGUGGCAAUAGUGGCUUUUACAGCAAAGGCCGCCGCGAGGAGGACACCGUGCGACGAUCGAACAAAAGUAAAAGUUCGCGCGAUCGCUACGAUACGGAAGACUCCGAGUACAGUGAUCGGGAACGGCGGCGUCGGGAGCGUGAAACGAGUGUAGCCGGUGGAUCCGGUGGUGGUGGUGGUGGACCGGGAGUGGCCGCCCUCGGGCCUCAGCAACGGGGCGAACGUUUGCGUUCCCGGGGUGGGGAACGUGAUAAGGACAAACGUAAGGAUGCUGGCCAUGAUCGAGAACGUGACCGGGAUCGUGAUCGCGAUCGUGACUAUGAUUACCGUGAUCGUGAAAGGAAUAGAUACGAACGUGGUGGUGAUCGUGGUGAUCGGUACGGGCGAAGCAACAAGUACGAUCGCGAUACCCGCUACGAGACUGAUGGUUCAAAGUACGAAACCGAACGAUCUUCCGCACGGUACGAUAAGGAGGAUACGAAGCAACAACGGUACGGGUCCCGUGACCCGCGGGACGAUUAUUAUCGCAAGCGCGGCGAUGAUCGUGCUGCCGGUGGACCGGGCGACGAUGGGCGAGGACAUCGCGGUGCCGACCGGGUCGAGAGUGAUCGACGUUUGCGAAAAGACAAGGCGGAGCGCUCCGAUCGCUACCGGGGUGGUGAGGAACGCAGAAAAGAUGAUCGCUACCGUGAAGCCGUGGGCGACAAACGUCGCGAUCGGCACGAUCGUCGGUAUCCGGAUCCGGAAGAUUACCGUGCCGGCAGCAGAAAUGGCACCGAGCGUGACCGCGUCCGCGAGCGAGAUGAUCGCAAGGAGAAAGAUCGCAAGUAUCUGGCCGGAGCAUCCGGGGCCGGUGGUUAUGGUGCACCGGGCGGCGGCGGCAGUGCCUAUGGCGCUUCGGGUGGAUACUACGACCCGUACAGCUACUAUGCGCAGCACCAGCAGUACUAUGAACAGCUGAGGCGGACCAAUCCGCAAGCGUACGCCGACUGGUACCGGACGUACUAUGCGCAGAUGCAGGCAAGCCAGAUGCAGCGUGAUCUGCUGACCAGCGAUGGCCGCGAGUCGGUGCACUCGGGGCGCAGCUCGACGAACGACAAGGAGCGGUUUAAUCGGACCACCCCGUUUAUGCAUGGUACCGGGUUGUACAAUCCGGAGGACUACCAUCGUCAUUUCAAUAAUCAGUCGCUACCGUCGGCACACGCUGCGGCGGCGGCCGGUGGGGCCGCCGCUUCCGGCCACCUCUCGCUGCUCGAUCAGAGCUACAACAUGAGCGAGGUCGCUGGCCAGCCCUCGUCACUGCCACCGAUGUUCCACCAGCAAGCGUACCAGCAGCAUCAUCAUCCGGCACAGCUGCUUCACCAGCAAACAUUCCAACAGCAGCAGCGCGCUUCGACGUCGCUUGCCCUGAACCGAACGUACCACGGCGAAACGGGCGGCAGCUACUUUCAACCAAGAAUCGAUCAAAUCGACGCGUCGGCGAUCAAGUCGGAGCAUGCGACCGAACUGUCGGUGAUGGAACCGGAACGACUGACGCCCCGAAAGUUCCCCGAAAUUCACCCGAUCGUAAGCCUUUCGGCGGGACUGCUGAUAUCGACGAAGAACCGGCUGACCGUGAACGGGAUGGCGGAUACGGUGAAGAUUUUCACCUUAGGAUACAGUGAUGCAAGCCGAAAAUUGUUCCAUACGUACCCGGGACCGCUAGUGAAAGGUGUUACCCACAAGAAGUCCGUCAUCGAGUUCUGCGAGGAUCAGCUACGGCUAGGGCCACCCUACAGUGGGGCGCUCGCACUGAUCAAAUCGCGGGGCAACUCGAUCAACAGUCUACACUCGUCGUCGCUGGCGGCCGGUGUCAACCGGAGCUCCUUUGCGUUGCUGUGGAACUACAUCAUUUUAUUACUGCGACAAAAUGGCACUUUCGUUGGAACGGACAUUUCGGAGCUGCUGAUGCAGAACAAGGAAGAGUAUCCGUUCGAGUCGAUACACACUAGCGCCGCCCGGUCAGCCAACAUUAGUGGCCGCAAUUCAUCGCUUUCGGUUGCCGAGUUGCGCGAAGCGGACGCCCGGGAGGGAGCGGCGAGCGACGUCGGCGAGGACAGUCCACCGCUGGCGGUCGAUGGUGGUUCGAGUGUACCGGAAGCGUCCCCGAAGAUGUUGUCGGAGCUGGAAAUAACCGACAAAUUCCGCAGCUACCUCAUCUACGGCAACAUCAGCGAAGCGCUCGAGUGGGCCACCGAACAUAACCUGUGGGGCCACGCACUGUUCCUAGCGUCGAAGGUAGACUCUCGGCAGCACGCGAACGUGAUGAUGAAGUUCGCCAACAAACUCACGCUAAACGAUCCGCUCCAGACCCUGUACCAGUUGCUGAGCGGACGAACGCCGGCCUCGGUUACGAGUGUUUUGGAUGAAAAGUGGGGCGAUUGGCGUCCGCACCUGGCGAUGCUGAUGUCGAACAGUUCGGCCAAACCGGAGCUGAUCAAAAAAUCGAUCACGACCCUCGGUGACACACUGUUCCACCGGGGUGACCUGUACGCGGCGCACUUCUGCUACCUCCUGUCCGAUGUGGCCUUCGGUCGGUUCGCCGACGUCAAGCACGGUGACGUUGGUGGUGGCGUUGGCGUCGGCUUCAACAAUGCCAAUGCCGUCCGGUUGGUACUGCUUGGUGCCUCUCACUAUCAGCGCAACUUCCGCGAACUGUCGACUAACGAGUCCAUAAUGAUGACUGAAAUCUACGAGUAUGCCCGCUCGCUGAAUGAAGAUCGAUACUCCAUCACGGAGCUACAGCGUUACAAAUACUUACUCGCCUGCCGGAUGCUCGACCAGGGAAUGCAGCUGAAAUGUUUGCUCUACAUGGAACAGAUCGCUGACCAGAUACAGCACGAUCCGUACCGUUUUGAAACGGAAUUUAUUCGAAAGGUGUACACACUUGGCGAUCGGCUGAAGUAUUACGAUCCGGUGAUGGAGAAAGCGCUUGAUGAAUCGGUGGAUAAUACGGGGCGUGGUAACGUUUACGCCGCCGUCGAGGAUCCCGACUGGUUGAAGCGCUUACAGGAAAUCAUUCUCAGCAAUAGCAAUUCUCCAUCGGCGAGUGCCACAAAUUACAAUGGCAACGCGCAGGAGACGGCUUAUGAUUAUGGCAAUCACUAUGGUUACGGUUCCGAGCAGGCAGCCACCAACAGUGGCUAUGCUGCUGAGGCUCAAGAAGCACCGGCUUAUGCUGCUGCUGCUGCUGCUGCUGCUGCUGCGGUAGACGCGACCGACAUCAAUAAGCAGUUUAACGAAAUCAACCAUCAACUUGGACAGUUAAACUUGCAGUACAACGAUCAGCAGCAGCAAUACCAGCAGCAGCAAUACCAGCAGCAGCAGCAGCAGCAGCAGCAGCAACAGCAACCUGCUCCGGGAGCAAUGACCAGCUAUGAUCAAGGGUAUGAGUCGAUCAAUCCUCCGUCGAUGAUGGAAUCUACGUACGAUCAAGCAUCGCAGCAGCAGCAGCACCAAUUACAGCCGCAGGACAAUAAUGGCUACGAGCAGCAGCAAUUUAAUCAGCAUUACAACUACGAGCAGCAUCAGCCUGGCGAUGGAACCAUGUUUACACCGGCUCCCGUUCCCGGUCCGGAUCCAUCAGUUCCGACCUCGUACGAUGGGCCCUACUGGGGUGCAGCUGGUAACAGUGAGCAGCAGCCGGCCAGAACGGUUCCGCCACAGCACAAUUCGUGGCACCAUCACCAUGAAGAAGAGCCAGAGCCCGAGGAAGAGGAUGAAGAUGAGGAUCCGCAUCCGCAGCAGCAACAGCAUCGCCGCAUGAGCGAUCGAAGCUCAUCGUCACCGUCUCCUCCGAACGUUCGUAACGGUCCAACGCCGCACUCGGAUCAAUUUCAAACAGGUCGCGGUGAGGUACAUCUUCGACAGCAGCAGCAUGCCAGCGAAACGGUGUUCGAUUAUCACCAGCACGGUGCAGCAGCGCUUGAAGCGUCCGCACCAAAACCGACGAUCUCAAUGCCAAACUCCGUCUCGAAUCGCUCCGGCUUCAACGACGAGACGGAUGAUGAACGACCCGGGGGAGGGCAAGGGCAGCGCGGAACUGCUGGCCCGAGUACUGGUGGAGCAAAGCCGGGACAACCGAACCAUAAUGCAUCGCAAACGAAACAAAUGCCUGCACCAAAAGGUGCCAAACCGGGUGCCGGUGCUGCCAGCGGUGCUCAGGGUUCGGGCUGGUUUGGCGGCAUCUGGAACAAGUUGUCGAUGAAACCGAAGAACCAGAUGAUACUGCCGGACGAUAAGAAUCCGAAGAUCGUAUGGGACGAAGUGUCCAAGCGGUGGGUAAACACGGACGAGAACGAGGUAGAAACGGAAGCAUACAAACCACCACCCAAAAUGGCCGAUCUCAUACCAAGUGCUGCGGCUCCACCCGGGCCAACGGCACCACAGCCGACUGGACCGAUGAUGCCUACGCAAAACAGUGGCCCCACGUUCCAGCCAAUGGCUCCCAGCACGAUCGGUACAGCGAACGUCCAAACCCCAACCGCGGCACCAGUCACCGUGCAAUCAAAUCCGGCUCCCGGGGGUGCCGGUGAACCAACGAAAGUUCCAACUCUGCAAUCGAACAUGUACAAGAUGCAACGCAACCGAACACUCAAGCGAUCGUACGUGGAUGUGUUUAAUCCAUCCGGCGCCGCGCCGAGCCGUCCAACGGAACCCGUCCUAGCGCCAUCGGUUCCAACGCUACCGACCGCCCAAGGUGGCUUUUUCGUCCCCGGCGGUACCGAAGCAGGAGGGCAGCAGCAAUCGAACGAUCCGUCUGAGGGAAUGCCACAGUUCUACAAUCCAAACCAGUUUGCCGGUGGUGGUGGUUAUCAGCAGCGGCAGUAAGCGAGACCGACGACUUUGGUCAUUCAACCGGAUUGUCGGCGAGAUCACGUGCCUGACGGCAGGUUUGGAAAAAGGAGAAAGUAUCAGUCCCAUUCACACAGUUACACCCGCUCUAGUAGUGUGCAUCCGGCGGGAGUUUAUGUUUUGUCUUUUAUUUGCGCAACUACUACCGACUGCUGCUACACGCACCUUCCGCUGGAAUCGUUUGCUAUGUUGCGGGUUUUCGUUACUGAUUCACUGCGAGGCUCACUCGUGGCCACGGGGUCCCUUAUAUUUUUUGUGUUUGUUUACAAGUAAUCACAAAAGGCAGAAACAGCGGGGAUAGGCAUAAGAAACAGGGACCUGUCGGUUAAAUCGAAAGGGGUCAGCAACGCGUUGAUCGUGUAAGUCUUUCGUUUACUUGUAGUUAAGUCAAACUGUGUUCUGAGCAAAUUCUGUUACAUUCUAUUCGGUUUUAUUAUAUUUUUUUGUUUGUUUUUAAUGUACAUCUACCGUGUUCUCUGAAAGACCGCUGGUGCUGCUUCCUAUCCGCAUGCUCGAUCUGAGCAACCCGAGCGCGGUUCGUUAAGAGAAUACCAAGCCUAUAAUCGGGGUUCGUUUUGAGGUGUUUGGUUGCUGUAUAGAAAUAUAUGUAUUGUCAAUUUGGCCACCCAAAUGGUCAAUAUUGGACGGUGGUGUGUGCAGGCGCAGAAGACAUUCAUAGUGAGAGUUAUCAUGUUUCUUCCUUAUUUUACAUGUUUUGUUGAAGAGUUUCGGAGAGGAAUUAGUUGUUGUCUUCUUUAGCAUUUAAGUUACUCGCGCCAGGCUCGAGUCGUCCGCGAUCGAAAAGGGUACUACUGCGUAUGAAGCAACCGAAUGGGGUGGAACGUGUCGUUGUGAUAGUACGAACCGGGAAAAAGGAUGUUGCUGUGUUUUAUGCUUCUAUAUUGUUUAGUUAGAAAGUGCGCUUCGUUAUACAGAAAUAGCUGUGUGUUUGUUUUAUUCCCAUUAUGUUACACUGCAAGUGGUCGACCGCAAACGAUCGUCGUACCCUCCUCCUGGUGACUGAUAAUGGCAAAACCGUAACGACUCCACAAAUCACGCAAUCACUCCAAUCACGGUCCUCUCAGCACGUUUGAUAACAAAGAUGAUGAAAAGUAUGUUCCCUUCUGCAACCGCCUACAGUAGAACACGCUCGAACUGCAGAAUGUAUGAUAUAUUUAGCCAAUUUGUCGACACAAUAAACUAUCGUACAA
Molecule: messenger RNA, 8396 nt
Organism: Anopheles cruzii
Lineage: Eukaryota; Metazoa; Arthropoda; Insecta; Diptera; Culicidae
Gene: Sec16
Exons: 17
Coding region: 1-7161 (2386 amino acids)
Biological process (GO): Golgi organization; COPII vesicle coat assembly; autophagy
Cellular component (GO): endoplasmic reticulum exit site; ER to Golgi transport vesicle membrane
Source: RefSeq, a predicted model, not a curated record